CGUUGAAUGUGGUACAUUUUCCGCUGAAGAUUCAUAUAGCUUGCUCUCCCGUCUUGGCAGUUGGCCCCUAUUAAUUGAAAAUAGAGGUUUGACCUUGAUCUCUGGCUGGAGAGCCUUCUUGCAUCUCCAUCUGCAUCUGCAUAUAUAAUGGGCAGUCCCUAGCUUCUUCACGACGCAGCGAAGCAGGCCUUCUUCACAAGUACUUCUGCUAAUAGGCGGCGAUCGUCGCAUCGUUGUGUAGGAAAAUGCCGCGAACGGUGUCUGAUGGAGGAGAGGACCACGGUGCCGACGUUGCUAGCCGGACGUCGUCACACCGCCGCAUGGAGCACGGGCAUGGGUAUAAGGUCGGCAUCCCGCCGAAGAAGAGCCUCCUCACCGAGUUCUCUGACGCGGUGAAGGAGACGUUCUUCGCCGACGACCCACUUCGGCAGUACAAGGACCAGCCCAAGUCCAAGAAGCUCUGGCUCGGCCUGCAGCACAUCUUCCCGGUGCUCGACUGGAGCAGACGCUAUUCCCUCAGCAAGUUCAAGGGCGACUUCAUCGCUGGGCUCACCAUUGCCAGCCUCUGCAUACCCCAGGACAUCGGCUACUCUAAGCUUGCUAACUUGCCAGCAGAGGUGGGACUAUACAGUAGCUUCGUGCCGCCUCUGAUAUACGCAGUGAUGGGCAGCUCCAGGGAUAUAGCCAUCGGUCCGGUGGCCGUGGUGUCGCUGUUGCUCGGUACUCUCCUUCAGAAUGAGAUUGACCCCAAGACACACCCGCUUGAGUACAGGCGGCUAGCGUUCACCGCAACCUUCUUCGCAGGGGUCACGCAGGCAGCGCUCGGAUUCUUCAGGUUAGGGUUUAUCAUAGAGUUCCUGUCUCAUGCUGCCAUUGUCGGAUUCAUGGCUGGUGCUGCCAUCACCAUCGCUCUUCAGCAGCUGAAAGGGUUCCUUGGAAUUGCAGACUUCACCAAGAAAUCUGAUAUUGUAUCUGUGAUGAAAUCAGUUUGGGGAAACGUUCACCAUGGGUGGAAUUGGCAGACAAUACUGAUAGGAGCGUCCUUCCUGGCAUUCCUUCUGGUUGCCAAGUACAUUGGGAAAAGGAAUAAAAAGCUCUUCUGGGUUUCUGCAAUCGCACCUCUCACUUCGGUGAUCAUAUCCACAUUUUUUGUGUACAUCACUCGUGCAGAUAAGCAUGGUGUUGCAAUCGUCAAGAACAUAAGGAAAGGCAUCAACCCAGCUUCAGCUAGUCUCAUAUACUUCACUGGCCCAUACUUGGCGACAGGAUUCAAAAUUGGGGUAGUGGCUGGAAUGAUAGGGCUAACGGAAGCAAUUGCAAUUGGAAGAACGUUUGCUGGCCUCAAGGAUUACCAGAUAGAUGGGAACAAAGAAAUGGUGGCUCUAGGGACCAUGAACAUUGUUGGUUCAAUGACUUCUUGCUACGUAGCCACAGGUUCUUUCUCGCGGUCAGCAGUCAAUUACAUGGCUGGCUGCAAAACAGCGGUGUCAAAUGUUGUCAUGUCCACUGUCGUGAUGCUUACGCUGCUGCUGAUCACCCCACUGUUCAAGUACACUCCAAAUGCCAUCCUCUCCUCAAUCAUAAUAUCAGCAGUGCUUGGUUUGAUUGACUAUGAGUCAGCUUACCUUAUCUGGAAAGUCGACAAACUGGACUUCCUAGCAUGCAUGGGGGCAUUCUUUGGAGUCAUAUUUUCAUCAGUGGAGUAUGGCUUGCUCAUUGCGGUUGCGAUAUCUCUUGCUAAAAUUCUUCUCCAAGUAACACGGCCAAGAACAGUUUUACUUGGAAACCUUCCACGAACGACUAUAUACAGGAACGUCGAACAGUAUCCUGAUGCUACCAAGGUUCCAGGGGUGGUAAUUAUCAGAGUGGAUUCAGCUAUCUACUUCACAAACUCCAACUAUAUUAAAGAGAGAAUCCUGAGGUGGCUCAGAGACGAGGAAGAGGAGCAACAACAUGACCAGAAGUUACCAAAAACUGAGUUUCUGAUCGCUGAUCUAUCUCCUGUAAUUGAUAUCGACACAAGCGGAAUCCACGCCUUGGAGGAGUUGCUGAAAGCGCUUGAGAAACGCAAAAUUCAGCUGGUUCUUGCCAAUCCCGGGCCAGCGGUGAUCCAGAAGCUCCGCUCGGCGAAGUUCACGGACAUGAUUGGUGAAGACAAGAUACACCUCACGGUCGGCGAUGCUGUGAAGAAAUUUGCUCCCAAGAUGGUGGAUAAUGUCUGAAGGAGGUUCAGAGUCAUGUACAGUAUGAGCAAGAGGACAAGUGUGGAUUUAUAGAGCAGAAGCAGCACAGAACGGCAGUAGUAAAUAGCACGGUUUGCAGAAGGGUAGUAAAUAAAGAAGACGCUCCCAGAGUUGGAGGGCAUCGCGUUUGCCGGGAUGUGGUUGGAUAGGAAGCAGAUGGUGGCCUGUUUGGGCGUCUAUGUCAAGUCCUUGUGGUUGUGGAGUCUGUUCCGCGUUGGCAAGCACUUAGGUGACGGAGAUCGAAGGUUUGAUGGAUGCCUGCUGAUUAA
This is a messenger RNA of Zea mays, 2512 nucleotides long. RefSeq lists its product as uncharacterized. Gene Ontology annotation, molecular function: secondary active sulfate transmembrane transporter activity. NCBI's taxonomy places the organism in Eukaryota, Viridiplantae, Streptophyta, Magnoliopsida, Poales, Poaceae. The record is from RefSeq and is a predicted model, not a curated record. Gene Ontology annotation, biological process: sulfate transmembrane transport. The transcript has 14 exons. Gene Ontology annotation, cellular component: membrane. Bases 246 to 2222 code for a protein of 658 amino acids.